GUCAGCCGCGGCCGGGGAAGAACCCGGAUGUGCCUGGGUAGGUGUGUUGGCAAUUGGGGUUCUGAGGUUUGGGCGUUCUGGGCGCGCUGGCAAGUCGAGGCGGAUGGCGCGGGGUUGGGCUGGCUUCUCUGAGGAGGAGCUGAGGCGACUAAAGCAGACUAAAGAUCCAUUUGAACCACAGCGGCGUCUUCUCCCUGUGAAGAAAAGUCGACAACAACUUCAGCGAGAAAAAGCCCUUCAAGAGCAAAGCCAAAAACUUGGACUUCAAGAUGGAUCAACCUCAUUACCUCCAGAGCAGCUGCUUUCUGCACCAAAACAAAGAUUUAAUACUCAAAGACCAUGUUCUUCUCCCCCCACUCCCCCCACACUCACCUCUCCUAUUGGUGAUGGAAAACCACAGGGUAUUGAAAGUCAACCAGGGAAACUAGGACUUAAGAAUUCCCAUGAAGGUCACAAAAAUGCUGAGGUUCUACCUCCAAAACCAGAUUGCAAAUUGGAAAAAAAGAAAGUGGAAUUGCAAGAAAAAUCUCGUUGGGAAGUCCUCCAACAAGAACAACGGCUAAUGGAAGAGAAAAAUAAACGUAAGAAAGCUCUUUUGGCUAAAGCUAUUGCAGAAAGAUCUAAAAGAACUCAGGCAGAAACCAUGAAACUAAAGAGGAUCCAGAAGGAGCUACAGGCUUUAGAUGACAUGGUGUCAGCUGACAUUGGAAUCCUCAGGAACCGGAUUGAUCAGGCCAGCCUUGACUAUUCAUAUGCUUGGAAGCGGUUUGACAGGGCUGAAGCAGAGUAUGUUACAGCAAAGCUAGAUCUACAGCGCAAGACUGAGCUUAAAGAGCAACUCACUGAACACCUUUGUACGAUCAUACAGCAAAACGAGCUCCGCAAGGCCAAGAAGUUGGAGGAGUUGAUGCAACAACUAGAUGUGCACGCUGAUGAGGAGACUUUGGAGCUCGAGGUGGAGGUGGAGAGACUGCUGUGUGAACAAGAAGCAGAAGUAGGGAAACAAGUGGUUCAUUCAGAGAGGCCAUUUCAGCCUUCUGGGGAGAAUAUGACCUUAGGGUUUGCUAAAGAGAACAAAAAGCAUCAAGACCAGGCUGCUUCCCCAAAGGUAGAUGAACAGUGUGAAAGCUCCAGUAGCAUUGCCCUUCUUGAUCCAGACCAGCCAAAUCAAGAAGUCGAAACUACCGUAAAAGACAUUUCAGCUGCUCUGGCCACAUGAGGCGCCAGUGUUUGUUCUUUACAACUAACAUUCAGUAAACUAAACUUUCUGUUGUAGAUCAUGCCAUGACCUCUGAUAAAUGCCUCUUCAAAGCAGUAUUAAUUUUUAAAUCCAUUAGUUUUAGUAUAACGUUUGAACAUUCUAGAAAAUCUGAGAUUAUGAUAAUUUUUUAUAUGGGGGCAUAGUUCACCUUGAUUUUGAUCCAGUUCCUUCAUUGUACGCUUACAAACAAGUGAUUUAAAAGGAUGGAAGAAAAACUACACGGUUAAUAGUGGUUUUAGACCAGGUGAAUACUGAAAAGUAAAGUGAAAAAUGAACUCAGUACCUAAUUGAACUCAUUUAACUUCUCCUGGGAGAAAUGUUGAGAAUGAGAGUACUAUUUUAUGUAAUCAGUAAAGAGACAUAAAAGCUAACAUGUGAAAAAGAAUGAGGAACAACCAACAAAAGUAGUAGGUUGAAUUAUCUAUUUGGAUCUCACUAGAGUUGUAAAACACAACUUGGAAGUUGUAGUUUAUGAAAAGAACCAGAAAACUUAAACCAGCAUCACUUUUGUUUUCAAUUUGCCUUUUAAACGGCUUUAGUUUACAACCUGAGUUUUGGUUAGUUGAUACACAUGAGCGCACGUGCACACACACACACACACAGAUAGAUAUACACAUACCAUGGUAUAUAAAUAAUUUCACUAUUAAUAUAUUGUCUCUUUAAUUGGCACAUUGAUUAAAUUUACCCUUCUGCAGGCUGAAAAUAAUAUAAAAAAUCUUAUUGCUACUUUGGAUUAUCUAAAAAAGUUGAUAUAUUUUCUUAAAGUUACCUCUAAGGUAUGUGUUUUAUAUGUUGGAUAUAAAUUAUCCUGUCAUGAAACAUUUAAAUUGUUAAAAUGAUGGUUUUCUUAUUACUUCAAUAGUUUGUUACUGUCACUAAUACUUGACCCCUACAUUGUGCUAUAUGUGAAUGUGUAAAUAAAUAUUGUAGUUUCGUCACAAAAAUCUAUGAAUAUCACAUUAAAUUAUGAUCUAUUUAUCAGAAAUUCCAAAAGUACAAAUACUACAUUUUAAGUCUUAAAGAACUAUUAUAAAAGAAGAUAAGGACAAAUGUAACAUUGUAUCCAUAAUAACUUCUGAAAAGUUGGGGACAUACUAUUUUUAAAUGAGUUUCUUUGAGGGUAUUACCUUUUAGUAAUGCAGAUGAACUUUGUAUUUUUAUAUUAUGUAAUUUGAGUUGAAUUUAUAGCUUUCCAUUACUGCCUUCUCUAAACAGAGGCUUUUAUACAGAUAGUUGUUUUUUUAUUCAUGAAUUACAUACAUAAAAACGGAAAGCUUCGUUGUCUAAUACACUUGUUUUUCUAAGGAAUAAAUGAUUCUAAUGCAUUUAUAAUGU
Messenger RNA from Orcinus orca (killer whale), 2596 nucleotides. RefSeq names its product golgin, RAB6 interacting (gene GORAB). The transcript has 5 exons. The record is from RefSeq and is a predicted model, not a curated record. NCBI's taxonomy places the organism in Eukaryota, Metazoa, Chordata, Mammalia, Artiodactyla, Delphinidae. Bases 104 to 1219 code for a protein of 371 amino acids. Gene Ontology annotation, biological process: non-motile cilium assembly.